AAUAAAGCCAAAGUCUUUUUCAUUGUAUGCUAAUUGUUUGACCAUCACAUGUCAGCCUAGAUGUGUAAAUGCAGAUUAAAGCUUCACCAUAACAUCUGAGGCCUAAUUUAAUUAUUUCUGUGAGAAGCCGCAAUCUUCCAACUUCCCCACGGGCCCUGAACGCAUCAUCUUUGGGGGUGUGGAUCCAAUUAUUCCCCGCUGGCUUGGAGGCAGCAGUGAGCCAGCCAGGCUGAGGACAGGGGCAAAGCAGCGCCAGCUCGAUUCACUUCAUCCUGCACGAUCAUCAUCAUCAUCAUCAUCAUCACCAUCAUCAUCAUCACCAUCACCAUCACUGUGCGGGCUUUUCGUGGCGGUGAGAGGCGACGUCGGGCAAACUCGGGAUCAGCCCAUGCAGGAGGAUGGAGAUAGAGAAGAGGACGAAUGGGUUCGACUACCCGGAGAGAAACAACGCCAAGUCCGUCAACGGCUUUUAUGGGGACCAUCCGCUAGAGUCUGAACAGAACGACAGCAUGGAUGCAAUCAAUGAAAGUAACCUAGAUGAUCCAGCUGACCAGCGUACUUGCCUUAUCUGUGGAGAUCGCGCCACAGGCCUGCACUAUGGCAUCAUCUCCUGUGAGGGCUGCAAGGGCUUCUUCAAGCGCAGCAUCUGCAACAAGCGCGUGUACCGCUGCAGCCGGGACAAGAACUGCGAGAUGUCGCGCAAGCAGCGUAACCGCUGCCAGUACUGCCGCCUGCUCAAGUGUCUGCAAAUGGGGAUGAACCGUAAAGCAAUCAGGGAGGAUGGCAUGCCAGGAGGGAGAAACAAAAGCAUCGGCCCUGUUCAGAUCACAGAGGAGGAGAUUGAGCGCAUCAUGUCGGGGCAGGAGUUCAAGGAGGACGCCCCCGAGCACACCUGGGGCAACAACGGUGACAGCGACCACAGCUCUCCCAGCAACGGAGCCUCGGAGGGCAACCAGCCAUCACCCGCCUCCACUCUGUCAUCCAAUCGCUCUGUGGAAAUGAACGGCUACACGGCGGCCCUCAGGGACCAGUACAUCAACACCUCCAUGUCCACACACUACCAGCUCCUGCCUCACCUGUUCAGCUAUGCCGCUCAGUCUGGUCUACUGGCCCCCCAGCCCCGCAGCCUCUACCCACAGUCCCACCCACUGGUGCUGCAGCUGGUGGCCGCUGAAGACCUGGCCCCCCUGGCCACCCCGAUGCUAAUAGAAGACGGGUACAAAGUGACACAGGUGGAGCUGUUCGCCCUGCUGUGCCGCCUGGCAGAUGAGCUGCUUUUCCGCCAGAUCUCCUGGAUCAAGAAGCUGCCGUUCUUCUGCGAGCUUUCCAUAGAGGACUACACCUGCCUGCUCAGCUCCACCUGGCAAGAGCUCAUCCUGCUGUCCUGCCUCACCAUCUACAGCGCCCAGAUCUUUGGAGACCUGGCCGACGUCACCGCCAAGUACACGCCCUCUGAUGACGAGCUGCAGGGCUUCAGUGAGGACGGCAUGGAGGUGAUGGAGAGGUUGAUAUAUCUGUUCCGCAAGUUCCACCAGUUGAAGAUCAGCAACGAGGAGUAUGCUUGUAUGAAAGCCAUCAACUUCCUCAACCAAGAUAUCAGAGGUCUGUCCAACAUCUCCCAGCUCGAGCAGCUGAACAAGCGCUACUGGUAUGUGUGUCAGGACUACACUGAGUAUAAGUAUCCACACCAGCCCAAACGCUUCCCUGAGAUCAUGAUGUGUCUGCCGGAGAUCCGCUGCAUCGCAGGGAAGCUGGUGAACGUCCCUCUGGAGCAGCUCCCCCUCUUGUUCAAAGCAGCCUUGCACUCCUGCAAAUCCAGCCUGACCAGCUACAGGACCGGCCCGUCACCCUGUGUGACCGCCUCCUCUGGAAACUAGACCCCCCCCUGACCCCCCAAGUCGAGGGACUGGUCUCCCCUCUUGUGAAUGUGACAAGCAGCUAGUUUGUUUUUUGUAACUUUUUUCUUUAUAUAUUUAUUACACGACAGAGCUGAAUGUAUGCUGAUUUACACUGUGCACAUGCUUCUGUACAAAACAAAUGCUCGUAGAUGCAUUGGUCUUUGGAGUUUACAAGUGUGUAUCCAGUUUGCUCAAUGUGUCAGUGUUGCCAUUGUUAGAGCUAGACUUUAAAAGAGUUUAUUUUAUUCAGACGGGGGCGGAUAGACACAUGUGACGAGUGUUUUGAGACUACCUCAGGAAGAUGUUGUUGCUAUUUUCAGGUACCUUUUCUUGCUGUUAAAUGAAGAGUUGUCCAGUCUAAAACCAAAUCCCUGUGGAUGCUUUGGCACCUCAAUCAGAGUCUGAAUGUUCAAAGGAGCUGCGUAAAUCAAAGAUUGAAAAACAGUGUUUUGUCACACUGAAAGUGCAAAUUGAAUUAGCAAAAUUUAGCUACUUUAUCUGCAUGGACUCUCAGACAUCCUGCUUAUGGGAGGCGGUCUUGUCAAUUUAACAUUCCAUGAGUUAAGGUGACAGUUAUUUGGAUCUGUGGGAUCUUCAUUGAAAAAGGAGCAUACGGGUAUUUUUUACAAUCAUAGACUGGGGAUGUAAGGCUUUAUUGCAGGGGAAGGGGAGGAUAGCUAGGUUUGCUUUUAGUUUUAUUGUUUUCUUUUUUUGACCAAAGUGUUUAUGCAAUGCUUUUCUCAAACACCCAUUGAUGGGUAGGGAGCUGAUAGCUCCGCAAAAAAAAAAAGAAAAGAUUUCUUAUCAAUGAAGGAUCAGGAUAAGAAAUGAAUCAAUCUGUGUCAGAGGGAGACCCUCUGCUGGACAGAUGAGUAUGUUGCCGGAUUUCAUUCUAAAUGCUGCUGAACAUGCACACGUUCUUGUGCACACACAGAGCAGACAUGAUUCCUAGUCUUUGUUUCUCCCUCUGGUUUCUGUCAGACGGGUUGUUUUUUUGGCCCCGCUGCCGUUAUUUCCAGGAACUUGGUACACCCAUCACUUAAAUAAGGUUCACAAUACUGGCUGUGUUAAAGUGGUAAUCUUUGACAUCCUGUGUUCUUCAAGUUAAUCAGAACAAACUAGAAACAAAACAAAUUGCUUGGUGCAGCUGGAAGUCUUCAGUGGUCAAAAAAAUACCUGACCUACUAGAACCGAAAUGGAGCCGGAACCGAGCGUGAACAGGACUCGAGUCCAUGAAAAGGAGCGUCUUCUAGCUCCUCUUUAGUUGAAGCUGGUGUGAAGUUAGCUGAGCCAUCUUCAAAGCAGUUGAUGAAAACUAAAAUCCAGCCGGUCCUUCAAUAGUUCAACCUCUAACAUGAUGCCACAUUCAUGUCAUUGAUGUGUGCAGUGCUCUGAUUGGCUGAGUAAAGACGCAGCGUUUGUUUCUUGUUCUCAGGUUUUGUUUGGUCCAAUCAAAAUUUUGCACAGACCCAAGACCAGUAGCAGUUUCAGUUGGACCUGACCCAGAUCCGAGGGGCUUUAGGAAGUGUGGAUCUAAAAUCCAGUUCAGGUCAGGUCUUAUCAGGGUUAGGGGUCAGAUUGGACCAACGAUCUCUAGAGAACCAACAAGGUUUCAUAAUAUUGCUGUGUCAUCUAACAAAAAGUUAGCAGAUUACCACUUUAACCUGGACAGAAGUGGAUUCGGUGUGAUUGAUCGGGGCCAUGUCUCCAUGAAUCCAGGCUAGGUUUAGAGAAUUUAGGUGACUCACCUCCGGCUUGCGUACCCUCUGUGACAGAUAUGCACAUUGUUUUAAAAAGCCAUAGAAAAUGGUCUUUAUUUUUGAAGUAUGAGAUGAUCAUUUCAAACCGCUUGAAGUGUCUUCUUUGAUUCCUUGAGUUUUUAGCCGUUUCAUGAUGUGCGAACAAUUAGAAAUGCAGACAAAAAUGCAGUCCUCGCAACGACUCUCUUUUUUGCACACGACGGUGAGGUUCAGAGACCUUGACCCUUGAGCUCGGCCACUGCCCACCCAGUGUGUUCCUCUCUCUCAGGUCCCUGCCGACCUGGAUCUAAACAGGGUAAAGUGAGUGUUAUGUAUUGCAUUCAGGAGUAACUCAGUGACCAUGCUGAUGUACUUGUAGUUUUAGUUGUAGGUUCCAGGACAUAGUAGGUCCUCUGUAGAAAAGUGUUUUCUUUUCCACUUUAUUUCCCUCAAGGUCACCCCCCACCCCCCCCC
Messenger RNA from Thunnus maccoyii (southern bluefin tuna), 4111 nucleotides. Its product is annotated as nuclear receptor subfamily 6 group A member 1-A-like. NCBI's taxonomy places the organism in Eukaryota, Metazoa, Chordata, Actinopteri, Scombriformes, Scombridae. Gene Ontology annotation, molecular function: DNA-binding transcription factor activity; zinc ion binding; sequence-specific DNA binding. The record is from RefSeq and is a predicted model, not a curated record. The transcript is spliced from 11 exons. Gene Ontology annotation, biological process: regulation of DNA-templated transcription. The coding region runs from base 399 to 1877 and encodes 492 amino acids.